AUCUGGUUUGCUUAAUGCUUGUCUAAAUCUGAGCUGAGUCAAUAAAACUUUGUCCAUUGAGAGGCAGACCUUUCAGCACACAACCUGCCUUUCCCAAAAUGAAGUCUUGCAAACAUAUUUUUGUGUUGCUUUUAUUUCUCUUCUCAGUUCGAGGAGAUCUCCUUGAUGAUAACUAUGCAAGAACAGAUGGCGCAUGGAUACUUGGUCAACAAAGCCAGGUCUAUAGGACCCUCAAUAUAGAAGGAUGUGCACAGAAAUGUGAAGCUGAAACAACAUUUACUUGCAGGUCUUUUAUAUUUGCCGUCAAAGAUCAGCAAUGCAUUACACUGGCCGACAACACCAAAACAACAGUUGUGUUCAGAAGGGCAGAUGCAAUUCUCUUUGAAAAAAGAAUGUAUCUACUUGAAUGCAAAAGAGGAACUGGACAAGACUACAGAGGAACUGAAUCUAAAACUCAGACUGGAGUUGCAUGCCAGAGAUGGGCAGCCACCACUCCUCAUAUUCCCAGGUAUUCACCUACCACUAACCCUGAUAGUGGAUUAGAAAAAAAUUACUGUAGAAAUCCUGAUAAUGAUGCGAAAGGUCCCUGGUGCUACACAACAGAUCCUUCUAAAAGAUUUGACUAUUGCAACAUCCAAGAAUGUGAAGAGCAAUGCAUGUACUGCAGUGGGGAAAACUACCAAGGCAGGGUCUCCCAAACUGAAUCUGGACUUGAAUGCCAGGAUUGGGCUUCUCAGGAACCUCAUGCUCAUGGAUAUAUUCCAUCAAAUUUUCCAGAAAAGAAUCUGAAGUCAAACUUCUGCCGUAAUCCUGAUGGUGAGCCUCGCCCUUGGUGUUUCACCACCAGCCCGACUAAACGCUGGGAAUUUUGUAACAUUCCUCGGUGCACGACACCCCCACCAACCUCUGGCCCAGGGCGCCAGUGCCUGGCAGGAAGAGGAGAAGACUAUCGGGGUAACGUAGCCGUCACAGUAUCGGGGAAAACAUGCCAGGCCUGGGCAGCCCAAGAACCUCACAAGCAUGCCAGAACGCCAGAGAACUACCCUUGCAAGCAUUUAGAAAAUAACUAUUGUAGAAACCCGGAUGGAGAGAACAUGCCUUGGUGCUACACCUCUGAUCCGCAAAAAAGAUGGGAAUACUGCAAUAUUGCUAGCUGUGAUGGUGCACCAGUAGCUACUGCUGCAGCUCCUUCUGUUGCUGGGCAAACCGAACCUGUUGACGACUGCUAUCAAGGCACUGGCACAAGUUACCGGGGUACAACGGCCUUGACCAUCUCUGGAAAGAAAUGCCAAGCAUGGAGCGCUAUGACACCUCAUGUUCACACUAAAACCCCAGAAGCCCUCCCAAAUGCGGACCUGAGGAGAAACUACUGCAGAAACCCAGACAACGAUAAGGCUCCCUGGUGUUAUACUACGGAUCCCAGUACAAGAUGGGAGUACUGUAAUCUACGAAAGUGUCCUGAUCCUGUACAGCAACAACAACAGCCACAGCCCACAUUGUCACCAAACCUUGACUGUAGGACCGGUUAUGGUAAAGAUUAUCGUGGAAAGAUUGCAGUGACAACAACUGGCAAGACUUGCCAAGAGUGGCGUUUGCAGACACCUCAUAAGCAUGAUUUUUUCACACCACAGACUCACCCCCGUUCAGGUCUGGAAAAAAAUUAUUGCAGAAAUCCAGAUGGUGAUAUUAAUGGCCCUUGGUGCUAUACCACAGACCCAAGCAAAACAUGGGACUACUGUGAUGUCCCACAGUGCCCUGCUGAGGAAUAUGAAUGUGGAAAAGCCAAAUAUAAACCAGUCCUUUGCUUUGGACGGAUUGUUGGUGGAUGCAUUGCAAAUCCCCAUUCUUGGCCUUGGCAGAUUAGUCUUCGAGUAAGGUCCUUUGAUUUGCAUUUCUGUGGAGGCACAUUGAUAGCUCCACAGUGGGUUCUGACAGCCACCCACUGCUUAGAUAAAUCGUCAAGACCUUCAUAUUACAAAGUGACACUCGGGGCACACACAGAGAGAGCUACUGAGCCAUCUGUACAAGAGCGAGAUGUUGAAAAAAUAUUCAAAGGACCAAAUAGGGCAGACAUUGCCUUGCUGAAACUAAGCAGCCCUGCUGUGAUCAACGAUAAGGUCAUUCCAGCAUGUUUGCCUCCAGCCAAUUCAAUGGUAGCAGGUGGAGCAGAAUGUUAUGUUACUGGAUGGGGUGAAACAAAAGGAACUGGUGGAGAAAGCAUUCUUAAAGAAACUGGCUUCCCUGUAAUUGAAAAUAAAGUGUGCAAUCGGCCUGAAUUUCUGAACAACAAGGUCAGAACCACCGAACUCUGUGCUGGGAAUAUUGAUGGUGGUACUGACAGUUGCCAGGGUGAUAGUGGAGGGCCUCUGGUCUGUGCAGAACAAGGAAAAUAUAUCCUUCAUGGAGUCACCUCCUGGGGUCUUGGCUGUGCGCAGCCCAUGAAGCCUGGUGUUUAUGUUCGAGUUUCCCAGUUUGUUUCAUGGAUUGAAAAAACAAUGCGUGAAAACUGAGUUAUUUCACUCUUGUUGAAAGAAGCACAUACAUAUACAGAUGUAUUACACAGGAUUCAGGGUGCAAUGUUGUAAAAUAAAUUACAUGAUUGUAAAAAUGA
Molecule: messenger RNA, 2611 nt
Organism: Lacerta agilis (Sand lizard)
Lineage: Eukaryota; Metazoa; Chordata; Lepidosauria; Squamata; Lacertidae
Gene: PLG
Product: plasminogen
Exons: 19
Coding region: 99-2510 (803 amino acids)
Biological process (GO): proteolysis
Cellular component (GO): extrinsic component of plasma membrane
Molecular function (GO): serine-type endopeptidase activity; signaling receptor binding
Source: RefSeq, a predicted model, not a curated record